This is a messenger RNA of Anarrhichthys ocellatus (wolf-eel), 3378 nucleotides long. Its product is annotated as kelch-like protein 11. Bases 36 to 2168 code for a protein of 710 amino acids. NCBI's taxonomy places the organism in Eukaryota, Metazoa, Chordata, Actinopteri, Perciformes, Anarhichadidae. The transcript is spliced from 2 exons. The record is from RefSeq and is a predicted model, not a curated record. Gene Ontology annotation, molecular function: protein binding.
GCGCUUCGCUGUCGCCCCCUGUUUUGACUCCAUGUAUGUGUGGCUGCGUAUGUCGCCUCCUUUCCUUCACUAGUUUACUUCGUUCCUCACCACUGCUCACCUCCAGCGCUGGCAGCACGAUGGCAGCGGCGGCCCCCAACCCGGAGGACUCCGCCAGGAGCAGCAGCAGCAGCGGUACCAGCACGCCCAGCGCGCUCGUCGGAGACGGGGACGCGGAGGAGGCCGAGGACUUCACCUCCUCCUCCCACUGCUCGGAGCUGUCUCGGCGGCAGAACGAGCAGAGGAAGCAGGGCUCGUUCUGCGACGUGACGCUGGCCUUCAGCAGCGGGGUGGCUAGCGGGAGCGUGCAGAGCUGCGAGUUUUCAGCCCACAGGUCGGUCCUGGCUGCGGCUACCGAUUAUUUCCCCCCUUUGCUUGGAGGACAGUUUUCCGAGUCGUUGUCCGGUCGGGUAGAGAUGAAGGAAUGGAGCUCGGAACCGGGGCCAGACCCGGAUACGGUGGAGAGUGUCAUCCAGUUCAUGUACACUGGAGAAAUACGAGUUAGCACCUGCAAUGUACAUGAAGUACUGGAGCUAGCUGACAGAUUCCUCCUGCUGCAGCUGAAGGAUUUCUGUGGUGAGUUCCUGAAGAAGAAGCUGAGCCUGACCAACUGUGUGGCGGUGCACAGUCUAGCCCACAUGUACACCCUGGACCAGCUGGCUCUACGGGCUGCAGACAUGAUCCGUCGCAACUUCCACAAGGUUAUCCAGGACGACGAGUUCUACACGCUGCCCUUCCACCUGGUGCGUGACUGGCUGUCCGACACCGAGAUCACAGUGGAUUCUGAGGAGGUGCUGUUUGAGGCCGUGGUGAAGUGGGUGCAGAAGAACCCGGAGGAGCGAAGCCGCUACUUCGAGGAGCUGUUCCGUCUCCUGAGGCUGCCCCAGAUCAAGCCCACCUACCUGACCAGGGUGGUGAAAACGGAGCAGCUGGUGGCCGCCAACGAGGCCUGCCUCCGGCUGGUGUCGGAAGCGGUGGAGGGCCACGCUAUUCGCUUUGAGAACCUCAAGUCAACCGAUAUGGAGUUCUGGUCAUCCCACAUGGCCUCCUUUCAGCCCCGAUUUGGCCAGAACAUGGACGUUAUCAUGGUGGUAGGCGGCGUGUCAGAAGGAGGGGACUACCUGAGUGAGUGCGUGGGCUACUUCAUUUACGAGGACCGCUGGGUCAACCUGCCGCACAUCCACAACCACCUGGACGGGCACGCCAUCGCGGCCACAGAGUCCCACGUCUACGUAGCCGGUUCUAUGGAACCGGGCUUUGCCAAGACGGUGGAGCGUUACAAUCCCAACCGCAACACCUGGGAGCAGGUGAGCAACCUCACCACACGCAAGCACUCUUUUGGCCUCACCUGUAUUAAGGAUGUACUGUACAGCAUCGGUGGCCAUGGGAACUUCAGUCCGGGUUUCAAAGACGUCAGCAUAUACGAGCCUGACCAGGACAAGUGGGUCAAUCUGGAGUCUGCGCCCAAAAUCCUGCGCGACGUGAAGGCGGUGAGCGUGGAGGACCGCUAUGUGUACGUCACGGCCCGCACACCUGUCGAUACAGAUAAUGAGGAUGGACUGAAGACGGUGACCACUCGCUAUGACACGGAGAGCCGCCAGUGGCAGGACGUUGACUCCCUGCCCCUUAUUGACAACUAUUGCAUCUUCCAGAUGGCCGUGGCCUCUACUAACUUCUACCACACGGCCUCCUGCUGCCCCAAGAGCUACACGGAGCGCGAGGAGGUCGCCAAGCAGAAGAUCAGCCUACGCAUCUCUGAUGAGAUCCUGGAGAGCCUGCCGCCGGAGGUGACCAGCAUCGAGGGCGCUGCCAUUUGCCACUUCGACGAGGACGUCUUCAUCAUCGGAGGCUGGAAGAACAGCGACGACGUGGACAAGCAGUAUCGCAAGGAGGCCUACCGCUACUGCGCCGAGAGGAAGCGCUGGAUGCUGCUGCCGCCCAUGCCGCAGCCUCGCUGCCGAGCUACCGCCUGCCACGCCCGCAUCCCCUAUCGCUUCCUGUACGGCUGCCAGCGCUACCCCAUGCCACAGAACCUGGCCCGCCAGCGGGAUCGCAUGCAGCAGAUGCAGCAGCUUCACCGGCGCACGCUCACUUUACGCCGGCAGCUCCAGUCUCAGAUAGAGUGCUGAGCGAGUCGAGUGUUUGCUCGAUCGCAUGAAACUGCACUGCUCUGUCCGAGGAUACACUGCCAGCAUUCGGUCCAUUGCAGCCACCUUCAUCACCCCCCUACAUGCACCUGCUGCAGCGGGUCUUGUGUUGCUCUCCUCCUGGAUUUCAUUAAACUGAACUCUGUGCCAUCGGUGUUGUGUUAAUGGCUGAUUUGUGGAAUGCCAUGAAAUGUGUGCACAGGCGUGCACUGACCUGUGGUCUGUGAGGAAGGAUGAGGGGAAUGUAAAUAUGUGAUUAAGAGUGUUCUAUAGCAGCCAACAACUGAAUAUCCUUUUUUUUGUCAAGUAUGUUGGUAGAGAUGCUGUUUAUCUGUUUGUACAUUCAUAGGAUAAAGGUGUACGUGUAAACAUUUAGAUGGAUAUUUUACAUUCCUUUAUUGUGUGCCUGUACUUAGGGAGGCUAUGUGACAUUAUUAAUAACUGCAUUCCUACAUUCAAUUCAACUCGCUUAAUGAAGUCUCAUUCCAUUUUAACACUGUGACAAUCUCUUCAUGCAAGUCGAACUUACGUCCAAAUGUCUUAACUCUUAACUUGUAUUAUAUUUGCUCUGUUGGAAUGGCUGCGCUCGUUUCUGUGCAGCCUCGACAACUAGAUAGGAAUUAUUUCAGAAAGGCUGUUCAUCUUAAAAUCCCGCAGACUAGAUUGCAGUUUCCCUUCAACAGUAUAUGAAAUUGAAAUAUAUUUUUUGUUGCUUGUCUAACACUUGUAAGCUUUCUCCUGGUGUCUGGAGAGGUGAAAAUAUGAGAGAACUGUGAUGUUGAAAAGAGGUGAUAUGAUAAAAUAAUUCCUUUAAAUUAUCCUAAAAUUGAAAUAUUCUAUUUGUCCACUGCAUUAAGCGCCAAUCUCUGGCUCAAUCAUUCCUUUCUUUUGCACUUUGGCAGUCUAUUGCUCAAGUGCACAUUCCCAUUCGCUCGAGAAACAUACAUUGGAAAUGUAUUUAUAUGUGUGUGAGUGCAGAAAGUGUGUAUGAUUUGUGUUCGCAGAGCUUCUCUACAACUGCACUUUUUGACAUUUAAUUGUUUGUAAAGUCUUAAAGAAAUGUUGGGAUUUAAGUUGCCGUUGCACUUUGACUUUGCUUGUUUCAUAUCAGACGAGGUGAUUGUAUUUUGGAAAGGCUUGGAUUUAGCCGAGUGCAUAAGUUUUGAUCUUUGGAAAAAAAAAAAAAAAAAAA